This is a messenger RNA of Cynara cardunculus var. scolymus (artichoke), 2851 nucleotides long. Its product is annotated as RNA polymerase II C-terminal domain phosphatase-like 2. NCBI's taxonomy places the organism in Eukaryota, Viridiplantae, Streptophyta, Magnoliopsida, Asterales, Asteraceae. The record is from RefSeq and is a predicted model, not a curated record. The transcript is spliced from 16 exons. Gene Ontology annotation, molecular function: RNA polymerase II CTD heptapeptide repeat phosphatase activity. The coding region runs from base 164 to 2500 and encodes 778 amino acids.
AGAAGCGGAUGGUGCGUUGUAAGAGAACGAGUGAGGGUUUAGUUGAAUUUCUUCACGUAAAUUCAUGGUAUUUUCGUGAAAAAAGGUUGUGCAUUUCUUAAUGAUCUUGAUUGAUUUUGAGGUUUUCAAAUAAGGGUAUUGUAAUUUGAUGUGCUUUUUUUAAAUGAGUCGUUUAGGGUUUAAUAAAUCGGUGGUUUACCAUGGGGAAACUUGUUUGGGUGAAUUGGAUGUGAUUCCAACAGGGGAUAAGAGUUUUCAAUUCCCAAACAACGAGAUUAGGAUUCACCAUUUUUCUCAGGUUAGCGAACGAUGUCCACCUCUUUCAGUUCUCUUGACAAUCUCUUCGUUCUCAGUUCGUUGCAAGCUUGAAUCGUCAUCCCCUGUUAGACAAUCCCUGCUCAUCGAUCUUCACGCUUCUUGCUUCUACGAACUAAAGACGGCUGUAGUUGUGCUUGGAGAUGAAGAGGUGCAUUUAGUGGCAAUGCCAAGCAAGCUAAAGAAAUUUCCUUGUUUUUGGUGUUGUUUGGUUCCAGCUCAAUUGUACAAUGCUUGCUUAGGGAUGUUGAACAUGCGGUGUCUUUCCAUUGUGUUUGAUCUUGAUGAGACACUUAUUGUUGCAAAUACGAUGAAGUCUUUUGAGGAUAGGAUUGAGGUUUUGACUGGUUGGAUUGGGCAGGAGUCUGACCCCCUUCGGGUUUCUGGGAUGACUUCUGAGCUCAAAAGAUAUGUGGAGGAUCGAGAAUUAUUGAAGCAGUACAUUGAAAAUGAUGCUGUUACAGAUGAUGGGCAGACAUAUGGUGUGAAACUGGAGGGAGUUCCUAUGAAUGCUGCUGGUAACGAGCGUGUUGUUCGACCAGUUAUAAGAUUGCCAGAAAAAAAUAUCGUCUUAACCCGCAUUAAUCCAGAGAUACGUGAUACCAGUGUGCUUGUGAGGUUACGACCUGCUUGGGAGGAUUUGCGAAGCUAUUUGAUUGCUAAAGGACGCAAAAGAUUUGAAGUUUAUGUCUGCACGAUGGCUGAGAGAGAUUAUGCACUGGAGAUGUGGAGGUUGCUAGACCCGGAAGCACACCUAAUCGGUCCAAAGCAACUGUUGAGUCGUGUUGUAUGUGUAAAAUCAGGUGCACGUAAGUCCUUGCUCAAUGUCUUCCAAGAUCGGAACUGCCAUCCAAGGAUGGCAAUGGUAAUUGAUGAUAGGUUGAAGGUUUGGGAAGAAAAGGAUCAACCUCGAGUUCAUGUGGUACCUGCCUUCACUCCAUAUUAUGCUCCACAAGCAGAGACAGCGAAUGCUGUUCCAGUUCUUUGUGUGGCAAGGAAUGUUGCAUGCAAUGUUAGAGGUGGUUUCUUUAAAGAAUUUGAUGAGAAUCUACUACGGAGGCUUUCUGAUCACUUCUACGAGGAUGAAGUUUUAAAUCUACCGUCUGUGCCAGAUGUUUGCAAGUAUUUAAUGUCAGAGGAUGCUAGUUUCAUACCAAAUGGCAAUAUACAUGCCCCCAUGGCUGAAGGAAUGAAUGGUCCUGAAGUGGCACUGAAACUGAAUCAACAGGAUGCUAGAAACGUUGCCUCUUCUGCAUCAAAUCUCAGUACUACUGGCGUCGAGCUAAAACCUGAAAAACCUCAGCAGCAUGUUCCAACUACAAAUAUCUAUGGUCCACCAUCUUUUAGAUCAAUCUUUCCUUCAGAGAAACCUAGCUUACUUGGCCCCAUCCAAGGACCUGAACUAUUAAACAAACAGCGAGCUGGCCACUAUCCUCUCUCUCAUGGUACAUCUAGUUCUUUCUCUGCAGGGUUUCAACCUCUCGUAUCUGAAGGAAAGAGUGAAGAGGUAUUCCAUGGAUAUGGAUUGCAAAAGAAGAACUUGCCACAAGCAGGUCAGCUGUCAGGUGUACGACAGAAUCAAUCAUUCUAUAAUAGCAAAAAGAUUCCUACUGAUGGUGGAAAUUCAAACUUGCCACCUUCUUUAUCCAUAGGAGUGCUGCAGGAAAUUGGACAAAGAUGCGGUUCUAAGGUUGAAUACAGAUCCAUAUUGAGCUCUAGCAAGGAUUGGCAGUUUUCUUAUGAGGUCUUAUUCACGGGUGAGAAAGUAGGUAUUGGGAUGGGUAAGACACGAAAGGAUGCACAACAACAGGCUGCUGAGAAUGCCCUUCGCAGCUUGGCUGAUAAAUAUGUAACGUACGUCAUCUCGCAGUCUGAAACAGUAGACAAAGAUUUUGGCGACCUUUCUAUUGAAUCAGAAAAUGGAUUUUUAUGGGAAACAACCGUUCCUGAUUCAGAUGAAUCACUUGCCAAAGAUGGGUUGUUUGUUGAGAGCUCCUCUGAGGGUGCUGAAAUGAGGCGUUCCUCCAAUUUGACAGGUCACCAAGUUCAGAAGCAAGCUAACUCUCCAAGGUUACCAGAAUCUACGACAACUAAACGGUCAAAAGAAGAAUUACUUCAAAAUCCUUUAGAUUCAUCAUCUUCACAGCAGCAGCAGCAGCUCAAGAAACGACAUAGAGUUGUGUGAAAGACAUUCAAAAAACGUACAAAAUAUUCAAAAUGAUGAAAUGGGUUUUGAAUCGAAGAUUUUGAGGUGGCAGCAGCAGCAGCAGCUACAUAGAAACGACAAGAUGUUAGUGGAUGUUGAUACGAAAAGCGGUGUAAAGAUGAUCAUGGAGGGUUAGGAUUUAUUGUUUUCUGUUGUUAUCGAUAGCAAACUCGCAAGUAUUGGUUGGUUGAUGGCAGCCAUGGUCAGUUUUGGUCAGCCCCCUAGAGCAAAAGGUAAGGUUUGGGCUUGUAAAUUGCUUCUUGUUUGUGGAUUUAGAAUAGAGAAAAAAGAAGUUUUAGUUCUUUAAGUUCAUUAAAAUUUCAGCAUAUA